Entamoeba dispar SAW760 is the source of this 1056-nucleotide messenger RNA. RefSeq lists its product as uncharacterized. The record is from RefSeq and is a predicted model, not a curated record. The transcript has a single exon. Bases 1 to 1056 code for a protein of 351 amino acids. NCBI's taxonomy places the organism in Eukaryota, Evosea, Mastigamoebida, Endamoebidae.
AUGAAUCAAGAGAUAUCUAUCUGUGGAAUUAAUGUUGGAGUAAAUGAGAUAGUCACUGGCAAACUAUUAAAUGAAAUUGUUUUUAAUUUGUUAAGUCAAAUAAAUAUAAGCAAGUCAUCAACAAUAAAAAAAAGCACUAAAUUUUUAUCAUUGACACAAUCUCAAGAUACUUCUAAUCAAAAUAUACAAAAAUUUGAAGAGAUUCAAUCAUAUCCAAUAGAACAAAAAGGUAAUAGGGAUAAAUUAGCACUAUUAAAUUCACCAUCUCAAAUUAAUUUAGAAACUUCUUGUUCAUUGUUUGCAAAUAAAAUAGAUACCAUUCCAACAACCAACCAAAUUAUAAAUAUUCCUUCUAAUCAAACUAAUUCUAUGCAAAAGAAAUCUGAAGUUAUACAACCAAGUGAAUCAAUUAGUUCAAUAGGUGAAGGGCUGAAAGAAAGAGCUAAUACAGAAAUUCUUACAAAAGAAGUUUGUAUUCAUGAAGAUAAAGACUUUGAGGGAGAUUUAAAAUAUAUCAAAGAAUCAAUCCCGUUCUUUUAUAAAUGGACCAAGUUAAAUCAAUGCAGAUUAGUUUUUGAUUCUACAAUUGAAUAUGAUCCAGAUGAACAUGAAGUUUCAAGUUUUAAUAGAUUAAUUCUCAAUAAAGAAAAUUUAUUAUUUAUUUAUCAAACUAAUUUAAAAAGUCAUAUAGCUGGAAUAUUUAUUAAAGAUAAAAUAAAGGUUAUUGGAAAAAAUAUACUCAAAGAAGAUAGUUUCCCAUUUUCACUAAAAUGUAAUGGAGAAUUAAAUGUAUCAAAAAAGUUUGUUCGAUGCAAGGCACAAGGGUUAUGUCCUCUUGAAUUAAUUUUAACAGCAACAAGUCAAAUUGAUUUUAGCAAUAAACCGUUUUUCUUUAUCUAUGGAAAUAGAGAGAGUUCAUUAAAAGUAGGAUUUUCUUUGUGUUAUUCAACUUUAAGUGAUGAGUUUGUUGAUAUUAGGGGAACAUUAAAUUGUUGUACGGCAAUGGGAGGAAAUUCUUUUGACGUCGGAAGAAUUGUUGUAGUUCAAUUAUAUUAA